AUGGUAUCUGGAGACAGUGUGACUCCUGACAAGGAGGAGUACACCCCCACUGAGGGAUCAUCAGUGUCUCUGAGCUGUACAUAUGAAACAAGCAGCAGUAACAUCUACCUUUACUGGUACCAACAAUACCCUAACCAGGCACCUCAGUUUCUACUGUGUGAUACUUUAGAGGCUGAUAUUACUCCGACCAGUCCUGAGGAGUAUUAUUUAGAGGGUAGCAGAGUUAAGAUCUCCUGUAACUACACAAACAAGGAGAGAACCUGUGUGUAUCUGGAGAUCUCCUCUGCUGAAGUAACAGACUCUGCUCUGUACUACUGUGCUCUGAGGCCCACAGUGACAGGAAACACAGACACACUGUUCAAAAACCUACAGUCACCUGGGAGUUUUUUAUUUUUUACAGGUACAAGUGUUGUAGACAUAAUUACUCCAGACAGAGAUGUAGUGGAUGUUAUAGAGGAUAGUAGUGUUCAACUCUCCUGUAGAUACAACAGCUCAUUAACCAACAGUCUGUUAUGGUACCUCCAGCACCCUGGAUCCUCUCUACAGUUCCUCAUAGUGGACUACUCUGGGAUCAUAACCAACACUGAUAGUACAAAAUGGACCCUCACACAUGAAAAAGAGGGCAACCGUGUUGAUCUGGAGAUAUCCUCUGCUGAAGUGACAGACUCUGCUCUGUACUACUGUUCCCUGAGGCCCACAGUGACAGGAAAUCCAGAAACACAAUACUGAUCCUGACAAUACAAACACAGACAACCUGAAUCUGAGACCUCUAGAACCCCUAGAACCUGAAUCGGAGACCCCUAGAACACCAAGAACCUGAGUCUGAAUAGAUCCUAUCUUCCAUCCAUUAUGUUCCCUUCUUUUUAAAAGGAAAGUUAUUUGCUUAUUCAACUACGAGAUACCAGAUUUUAUUUUUGGAAAUAAAUUACAUUUGUCAUGAAUAUCAGAAAAAUCUCAUAUGACUUAACAUUCUAAACAUUAUCUCAUAUAAAUGCCAAUGAUGUCAUCUUUACAGUGAUUUAUUAAACCAACCCUUCCUCACCACCACCACACUUCAUUAAGAGCCACCAUUGAGCGGGUUUUAUGUCAAAGGGAGGAGAUACAAAUUAUCCUGUUCAAACUGUACAUAUGAUAACAGGAGACAUAUUUUUGUGAAUUAGUUUGUCCAGCAUAUAGUAGAAGAAUAUGAAUUGAAUAUGUGUACGUUUUCAAACAUUUAUUUUCAAAUAAGUUAAUCAUACUCACCUCAUACAACAUUUAUGUCAUUACUUACCAUAUUAUUUGAGCUAAAUGUAAGCUUUUCUCUUUGUCUAAUGUACUGCAGAGUGCUUAUUUCUAAUAGUCACGAGGUAAUGUUGACCCAUACAUUUCUUUACAAUCUUACCUCUCUCUGAACAGGCUCCUCCUUCAUGUCUGUCAGUUGAUGGUGAUAUACAGGCUGAGAUGGACAUGGAAGAGAGAGAGAGGAUCUCUACCUCUUACUGUAACUCACAGUCACCCUCAGUGUGUUCUGCAUAACCAUGGUACUCUGUCUGAUCAUCUGGCUGGUUCUUGUGGUAUUCUGCUUCGGUAUGAUGGAACCCUUUCUCUCAUUGAUCUCGUCUAUAAUAUAUUUUUACGACAAUUUGAUAAUUUCUAAUAUCUUUCAAAUUAUCACUCCGUCUUUCUUUUUUCCCCAGAGUGCACAGGAGACCAUGUCCAACAGCAACCAGGAGGUGUGAUUGCUGCAGAAGGACGACUGGUAACACUGAGUUGUCAAUAUA
This is a messenger RNA of Salvelinus fontinalis (brook trout), 1763 nucleotides long. RefSeq lists its product as uncharacterized. The transcript has 4 exons. Lineage: Eukaryota; Metazoa; Chordata; Actinopteri; Salmoniformes; Salmonidae. The coding region runs from base 1 to 729 and encodes 242 amino acids. The record is from RefSeq and is a predicted model, not a curated record.